Messenger RNA from Astyanax mexicanus (Mexican tetra), 12206 nucleotides. It is a transcript of the gene cep350, whose product is annotated as centrosomal protein 350. Gene Ontology annotation, molecular function: microtubule binding. Gene Ontology annotation, cellular component: centrosome. The transcript is spliced from 42 exons. The record is from RefSeq and is a predicted model, not a curated record. Lineage: Eukaryota; Metazoa; Chordata; Actinopteri; Characiformes; Acestrorhamphidae. Bases 226 to 9030 code for a protein of 2934 amino acids. Gene Ontology annotation, biological process: microtubule anchoring.
UUUGUUGUGUAAUGGCGGAGCGGCUAACGGCUCCAUUACAGAGAGAGAGAGGCUAACCCUUCUAUACUCAGCUCUACACACUUUCUGACACACAGUGAUACGGGCUUACCCGCCGCGUCCAGGGUUGUUUUUUCUUCGUCUCCGGACCCUGAUGUGUGCAGCAGGCCAGAGGGCGGAGCCGGGUCACGGUUCUCUGGGAGGUGCUGUACGUUGGUUGCCGUAGCGAUGUGGAGUGGGCAAAGAGGAGAGGGCACAAUGCCCACAGCUGCGCCGGACAGCCGGAGAGAGAUCUCAGCUGCUUGGAAGAGUUUAAACCAGAGUAAAUCUGCUUUGCGGCACAUAGAGAAUCAUCUGGAGGCAGUGUCCGGCUCAGGGGUGGUGCUGGACACACUGAUGACCACAGAGAAAACAUCUGUUCGUGGCAGUCGCAAAGCCAGCCGCAAAGAGAGGCGUGGAACAGACGAUUCCGCAGCGUCCAAAUCCCAGCGGAGCCGAAACCCAGAAAAGAGCUCCCGCAGCCCCCUGAGAACCAGUACACAGGACAACAGCGCAGAGAGACCGCACACACACUCCACACACAGGGAAGUGUAUCCUCCUCCUUCUCCUCCGGUUGCCCACUGUGUGUCUGCCCCCUCGGCGUCCCUGAGCGAGCUGGUGUACGAGCGAGACUCGCGGCCGGAGCAGACGGCCGAUCUGGACAGCACCCGCUCCUCAGCGCUCGACAACACCACCAUCCGCUUCCUCAACGACCCUCCUGUUCCCGGGUCAGCAGGUGCAGAGGUCAGAGCCGCAGGGCUGCAGGCAGAUGGGCAGACGGGAGCGCCGGCGGGCUCGGUGUCGUCCAGCCCGGGGUCGGCGUCGGUACGGCUGGAGAAACUGCGUCAGCGGCAGACGGACGGGAAGCUGGAGAAGCUGAAGGAGCGAAUCCGCAAACAGAGGGAGCAGCUGGAGGAAUCGGCAGAGAGAGAGAGAAUACUCGGCCGUCUGGAGCAGCCGGUGGGCAUCGGGGCGUCGCUGGGCACCACUGUGCCUACUGCUAAAGUACGCAAAGUGGCACCUGCUCCACCUGCGCCCAUCUAUAAAGGGUUUAACACAAGUGAGACCACAAUUCGCACUGCGGACGGACGGGUGUGGGGGGAGGAGGAGUUCCACAACUACAGCAGAGAGAUCUACACACACCACCUUACAGACGGAGUGAAGCAGAAGCCGAAGGAGAAAGAAAAGAAGGUGGUGGAGAGAAAACCAGUCAAACCUGUGAGGAAGAUUCACCGGUCAGCAUCUGUUCCUGACCCACAGACCAGACCAGUGAUCAGCACGUCGUCAUGGCGGGAGGGACAGAAGCUGGUGAAGAUGAUUCUGGGUCCAUCACCUCGGCUGCCCGGAGAGCCCCGCGCUCAAUCUGCAGAGAGAGAGAGACGGACAGGUGCUUCGUCUCGCUCCAGUUCUGACCCUCGGCUGGAGCUGAAUCGUCGCUCUAGGCCGAACAGCACAGAGCGGCAAACUGCGAAGAUCUCCAGACCAGCAGGGGGCGAUAGAGGCAGAAAACCUGCAGUGAAAGAGCCUUCCAGGCCAGCAGGGGGCGACAGAGGCAGGUCCCCCAGCACCGAUCGCCUCUCAGCAGACAUCCAGGGCAUUCUAGACGACCUGCAGUUAGAGGGCGGGGCUGAAGUACAUGAAGAGGGCUCACCUAGCAGGAGGAGUGCAGGACGGCGCGCCCAAGCUCCAAUCAGAUCAUCCCGAAGUGUCAGCCCUGCUAAACCCCACCCAGACAAAAAGAGGCAGUACGAUGCAGAGGCGGUACGGCAGUACAUCGCCCGGCAACAGGAGGACAGGAAACGGAGGCAGGCGGAGGAGAGGCGGAACCAGAAGGAGGCAGAGCACAAGCGGAGUCAGCGACUGCAAGAGCUCUACAGGAGGCAGAGGGAGGGAGUGGCCAAGCCCCAGGCUCCUCCCACCAAUUCCACCCGUUCUUGUCUGCAGGACACAUAUACUAAACUAUUACUGGAACACAGACUGCAGCAGUCGAGGCCGUUGUAUCAGCCUUCUGGAGAAUCAGAUAAAGAAAAUAAAAGGCAGGAACCUCCAAGCCCCUCCCACAGUGACCUUUCCAUGUCAGAGCACGGACCACCAGCACUGACCAGAGCUGAACUCGGCGUGGGUUCUCUGCCCAGCGCCGCCUCUCUGGUCCCCUCUACUGGCCAGCUCUUCUCACAACUCCUGGCGAUGGAAGGGGCAGCAGCAAUAUCACAGCCAGUAGAUCUAUCUGCCACUCAUACCAUCCGCGCCCACCCGAGCAGAACUGCCCACGCCAGCAGGCUGAGCCGGGUCGAGGCUCUGAAGGCCAGUGCCGUGUCUCUGUCCAGCCGGAUCGAGAGCGAGGCUUUGAAACUGGCUGGAGGCGGAGUCAACUACGGCGUCGACUGCAGCCGAAAUGUCGGCACAGGACUGCCGCCAGUAAUACCCCAGGAUGAUGAAGCAAACUUGAUAAAUUCACUCAGUCCACCAGUCAGAGAGUGCCCAGGGGGCGCCGAGGAGCCGGCUCAGAGGAUCCAGAGGCUCCUCAGUGCGGGCCAGAGCGCGUUCGGUACCGACCCAGCUGAGCUACCAGGAGUGGUAAACCUGUAUGGCUUCGGGUCUGCGGAGAGGAGAGAGUACACAGCUAAGCCCCGCCCAUCCCCACCUAAUCCUGCCCCAUUAUUCCCAGAGAGGGCGGAGCAUCUAGAUUCAAGUGGAGGCUCCAUCAGCGAAGGCCUGCUGACUGAGAGCAGCCUGUCUGAUGCAGAGGACCACCCAGGUGACCCCACAGAUGUCCUACUGGACCUCCCCAAACCCUCUCUGAAACUGAGUGGAGCAGAUUACUGCGCCAGUCUGCAAAACGGCCCCACCUACGAUCCAAUCACGCGAUUCCAGAGAGAGGCGGAACAGCACUCCCCCUAUAGACCAGCAGCAGCACUGCAGGACAGCCGGCCGGCGUGGGGAGAUCUAGCAAAGGGAAGCCCGAACAGUGUCAUCAACAUCUUCACCAAAAACCUGCAGAAUUACAGCAGAGUGCUGGAUGUUGGUACAGAAAGGGGUUCUCCUGGUCUUCGUGGUGCUGGUUCUGUCUCUGGCUCGCUAAAUGGCCUGGCCUAUGAGGAUGACUUCAUUUCCUCCCGCAGCAGCAGCCAAUCAGCAUCGAGAAGGACUGGUGCCAGCCUCAGUAAUGGCCACAGUGCAGCAGGUGCUGAUGAGAGGAGAGAAAACGGGAAGUCCUCAAAAUCCUCCACCCCACUGUCAUCACCACACUCAACACACUCCACCAGCAGGAAGGGAUCAGAGAGGAGCCAAGAGCGCCCCCCGGUGGACGGUCAGAGGAGUGCGUCCCGUCCCGUCUCUGAGCUGCAGUGGAACGGGGUGAAACAGAGCCCCUCCCCUAACGGUUCUCCCCGAGGGUCUCAGAGAAGCGCAGACACAGGCAGCACUGCAGGGGGCGCCUCAGUCCACUCCACUCACAGUGCGGUUUCUGAGCACCAGCGGUCUCCCAGAAGUCCUGCGGGGUCUCCUGCCGGGUCCCCAAGAGUCUCCCCACCCACUGGCUCCUCACACACCUCCUCACCCAGACCUUCCAGCAUCAGGGACACUGGACUCAGUGCUGCUGCUGAAACUGGGCCUGGUUUGGAGACGGGCACCUCCAGAGUUCCGAGCAGGAGUGCAGCUGCUGUGGAGCUGCAGUUUGCGCCGGGUGUGCUGCAGCAGCGUCUGAGUGCGGAGCUGAGUUAUAUAGAUUCUGUGGAGGAGUCGGUCCGGCAGCUGGGGGAUGUGGAGCGAGUCCGAGCGGUAUCUCUCGCCCAGCAGGAGACCGUCGCUCUCGCCCAGAUACUGAAGGCUCAGCAGCAGAGGCAGGAGAGGGAGCUGCAGCUGCUGAGGCUGAAGGCGGAGCAGGAAGCACUGGAGACUCAGAGACAGUUACAGGAGAGCCGAGAGAGAGCUGCGCAGGCUCAUACGGAAAUGUGUGUUAACCUGGUCCAGUCACAGCAGCAGGUUCUCCUGGGCAUUCAGGAGUCCAGCAGCAGGAUCAUCAACCAGCAGACCGAGACGGCUCAACACACUGCGGCCACUGCCAGACACAUCCGAGAGAUGACUGAGCUCGCCCGCUCUCAGAUGCUGAAUGUUCCCAUAGUCACUCCUUUCUACGACCAGCAGAAAGAGCCACAGCCACAGACGGACAGCAGUCGAAGUGAGGUUCCCCCAGACAGUGGACAGUCCCCAUCAGCGGAGACUCCGCCUGACAGCUUGUCUGAAUCCAUCCCGUCCAGAAGACCCACCAUCAGUGGUGGUGGGAGCAGUCCCAGGCAGAGCCCGUCUCUCUCCUCGUCUGUGAAGGAGGUGGGUGAAGAUGGUGGAGGAGGUGUAGAGCGCAGCAGCUCAGUGGAGGAGGAGAUCCACACCGCCGUUGAGGAGUCACUCCACACAGACAGCGUUCAGUCCCUGCUGGAGGACAGAGGAGACAGUGCGUCAGUUGCGACGGAGUACUCUCUGAAGUUUGAGGAGUCUGUGACGGAGGACGAGCUGGAGAAGUCGUUCCGGUCCCUCCUGCCCUCUGAGUCCCACUGGAGAGAUUCUGUAGAGCGGAACCGGAGCCCUCUGCCAGAAUCAGACGAGGAACGCAGCCGAGCCAAGUCUUCUCCACAGCUUUCCAACAAGGACAGCAGCAUGCCGUUCUCGAGUGGCCAGGACAGCUUCAAUAAGUUCACGAUGACAAUGGUGAAGCAGUACAUGCAGGAGGAAGAGGUCCGAGCUCAACACCAGAGCUCUCUGCUGCGACUCCGCCACCGAGCCCUGAAGGAGAAGACCAAGGCCGAGCUCGCCUGGCUUGAGCACCAGAAAAGGCGUCUGAGAGAUAAGGGCGAGGAUGAUAAGAUGCCACCCAUCCGCAAGAAGCAGCGAGGAUUACUGCUUAAACUGCAGCAGGAGCAGGCGGAGAUCAGGCGGCUGCAGGAGGCAAAUAAGGCGGCGCGGAGAGAGCGGCAGCUGCUAUUAAAACAGCAGGAGGAGAUAGAGAAGAUUCGGCAGAGCACGCUCCGCCUGAGGGAGAAACUCCGUACUGCUGGAGACCAGAGCCCGAGAUCAUCUAUCUCAAUUGAGGUAAAGGAGGCGGAGCCCAGUCUGGCGACGGACGCAGAGACUCGCAGCCCCUCCCCUCUGUCAGUGACUGGCAGCGAGACCAGCAGCAUCAUGCAGAAACUGAAGAAGAUGCGCUCCCACAUGGACGAGAGGCAGUGCUCUCCUGUGCUGUGUUUUUUCUCUGUGUUUGGUGCACAGCACUGGGCAUCUCUCCGCCUCUGUCUCCCUAAACUCCGCCCUAAAUUCCAGCUCUAUAUCUACACUCAGUUGGUCAGGUUCCUGACGGAGCGAGAGCAGCGGCUGGUGCGUCGGCGGCUGCAGGCGGAGGAGCUGCUGCAGUGGCGGCAGCGCUUGGAUGCGGAGGAGGCGGCAGUGCGGCAGAUGGAGAAACAGGCUCUGGCGGCCUGGGAGCAGCACCCCCAGCGCAAACACUCCGCCCAGCUGGCACAAGACUCCAUCCAGUCCCCCAGCAGCACCACCUACUUGCAGGAGAGGAGUGCAGGCAGAGAAGCGGUCAGUGAGGGCGACUCCUCUCCGGGGUCCAGCGCACGCUCUGCUGGGUGGGUUUCAGAGCAGUUGGUCAGCCCUUCUUCAGACAGUCCCACAUCCAAACUACCCUCAGCCCAUACCAGCGGCAGCCCUCAUACCCACACUAACUCCGCCCAGCCGUCCCACAGCCCACAGUCCCACAGCCACGAGACCCCUGUUACUAAUGAUGGCUCCAGAAGUAAGCUGGUUGUACACAGCCCCAGGGGCAGCGAGCCCCGCCCCUCAGCACCAACAUCAGAGGCGGCGUCAGACCAGAGCGAUAUUGAGGGGCGUGUCCUGGCGCUGAAGGAGGAGCUCCGGCGCCGGAAGACUGAGGUCCAGCGGCUGAAGAAAGUGCAGAAACAGAGAAACAAAGAGCGUCUGAAAGCUCAGGAGGCCAGUCUGCUCAAACAGCUGGAGUCCUAUAAUAACUUCAUUGAGAAGACGAAGGCGGAGCUUAGUAAAGAGGCGGACCACACGCCCACAGCUAAACCGCAGAUUAAAACUCCUGCGUCCGGCACGGAAAAGCCCAGUAUCAGAUCCCCGGCUUUACACAGACCUGAUGCUGAGAAGAAGCUGAAGACCUUCAGCAGCUCAGAGGAGAAGGUCCUCACUGAGUCCCUGAUCCAGAGUGGAGGCCACAGCGAGCCAAUAGAAAACCAUGAGGUCACUUCUUCAGAUGAAGACCCGCCCACUGUGACCCCAACCCCGGUGUUUGGAAGCCCUGAGCGUGUGGGUUCGAGUCUGGAGUCUCCAGAACCUCAACCUACCAAGACCCAGAGCUCCACCAAACCACAGCCCGACGUCUCUGCUGAUGAGAGUGUGGUUUCCAGCCAGAGGUCAGAUGUCAUAGAAGAACUGGACUACCUGAAGUCCGAAGGUUCUGGUGACGACCACGACUCGACACACUCGGACCAGCACUCACAGCCACUGCUCAAAUUAGAUAUUCAGCUGCCGUCACACAUCAGGGCUGAGGAGGUCAAUCCCGAGGAAAAGACUGAUCUGACUGAAACAAGCCAACGUGAAGCCAAAGAGGAACAGUCUGGAGAACCUGUGACAACCAAGGAGCCUGAAGCUCUGCUGGAGAAAAGCUCUUCACCUGCAGAUGGAUCUUACACUCCUGACUUUUCACCCAGGAAAGAUUUGGAUGAGCCGAAAGAGACACAAUCACUAGUUCAAACCUCAGUUGACAGGUACAAUGAUGAUUUUGAGUCGUCAUUUGACUCCUUACAAGAAGAUCGUAAAGGAUCUGAGCCAACCUCACCUUCAGCCCAGCAACCUAAAGAGCAAUCCUACAAAUCCUCGUUUGUUAGCAGUGAGGAGGAGAUUGAUGAAGAGCUCAGUGUCAAAUCUGGGAUUACCAGCGACAGCUUUCAUCCUGAGAGACCGCUGGAUCUCCACAUCCUGGCAAAGCCUUCCAAAGAAACCCUCGGCGAUGAUCUUUUUGAUGUCGCCAACUCUCCAAAAUCCCCAACCGCACUCACCUCCAGAUCAGCAGCCUCUUCACCACCACCCAGAGACGAGAUGCCCAGCUACAUCGUUGGCGACCGGGUUCUGGUGAGCAAUGUCCAGCCGGGCACGCUCAGAUUCAAGGGCUUGACCAGUUUCGCCAAUGGGUUCUGGGCUGGAGUGGAGCUAGAUAAGUCUGAAGGAAGCAAUGAUGGAACCUACGAUGGGGUGGCGUACUUCCAGUGUAAAAAAGGACAUGGAAUAUUCGCCCCUCCGGACAAGGUCACGCCUCUACCUGAGAAGUUUGAGAGUUUCGUGGACACAUCUGAGGAUGAGGACUCUUCAUUAGAUGAUCAGUCACAUAAAACAUCAGAGAAGCUCAGCUCUGAAGAUUCUUUGCAGCGAGACCCACUGCAGGAUGACAAAUCAGGUCCUCAAGAUGUUUAUUCCGGAUCUAAAGAAUCCUCCAGUAAACCGUCUGACCUAGAGCCUGGACAAGACAACUUGAAGCUUGACCUGGAGGAUGACGUUAAUUUCGAUAUUCUGAAGAAUCUUUCGGUACCAAAUGGAAGAAGCAGAGACGUCAUCCUGGAGUUUGAAGACGUGUCGCAAGGCAAUGGUACCCUACCCAUCAGCGUUCAGGAGAAAGAAACAUCUCAGCUUCCAGAAGAGACGCAAACGGCGGACAUCUUGGAUUUGCUGGACCAGGAACUCCAGGAAUCCUCAGAGCUCUUAGUAGAGAAGGUGACGAGUGUGGACCAGGUAGACCAAGUGGACAAAGUGGACGGAGAGGUCAGCGAAGGCCAGGCCCUCAGCACCCUCGCUGAUAAACUGCUGGACAGCUUCAUGUCAGACACUCUGAAGCAGUUCCAGGAGAUAAAGAAGAUGAAGGAGAAGAAGAUAGCUGCCGCCAAUCAGCAGAAAGAUGGUGUCCUCAGUGAGGAUGAAGAACUCAUGGAUAGCUUCUCCCAGUUCAAGUCCAGCAGUAAAAUAAACGACUUCCACACCUUCUUCGACCAAGACCAGGAGGAGGUGUCCUCUCCAGAGCUGUGCAACAGAUCGGAGAGUCCAGUGUUGGGUCCCAGUGGUCAGGAGGAGCUGGUGAAGCGACUGGCGGAGCUGGAGCUGAGCCGGGAGCUGCUGGACUCUCUGGGGGAGGAUCAGGACUGGUUCGACGAGGACUUCGGUCUGAGUUCUCGGAAGCAGCAGGAGAAGCUGAAGCAGCGGCAGGAGGAGGGGCCGCUCUCCGGCUCGCCCCCGGCCAAAGUCCCGUCCCGACCCCAGCCUCCGCAUCCCAAACUGCCCGAGGAACCGGCCAUGCUGGUCCCGCACAACGCCCCGGAGGUGGAGAAACUGGUGAGAUCCGCCCUGCUGGAGAUCUGGACGCACUGCGGCCUCGACCGGGGUCAGCAGAGCCUGGCUGGAGUCCAGAAGCCUCGGCCCUCAGACGGCUUCCUGAGAAACGGCGAGAGGAACGACGAGCAGGAGGCGGAGUUUAUCCGCAGCUAUAAACAGGCGGUGUUUGACCUGUCGUGGGAAGUGGUCCAGGACAUAUUUAUAGAAGAUCCUAAUGCUGACCAGCCUCAGUGGGUCAAACCACGGCGUGUUAACUCCUCUUACAUCCACAGGAUUAACAGCCCCAAUGACUUAGCUAAAGUUCAGGCGUUCGUCACCAGCGAGGUUCUAAAGCUCUACGGCCUGAAGAAGGAGCAGAACCACAAAACAGACUGGCAGAAGAUGCUGAAAUUUGGCCGGAAAAAGCGAGACCGCGUCGAUCACAUCUUGGUUCAGGAGCUGCAUGAGGAGGAGGCUCUGUGGGUGAACUAUGACGAAGACGAGCUGUUCGUGAAGAUGCAGCUGGCAGACGGGAUCUUUGACGCUCUUCUGAAGGACACGACAGAAAUCCUCAUCCAGAUCCAGGAGAAGAGGUCCAAACGGUCCCAGUCCUGACACUGGCCUAAACCGGCCUGAACCGGCCUUCUGCUGAGCGCACGGCUCAACGCUGCUGUAACACCACGUCCACCCCGUCUCACACUCCACACGGAUUCAAGGGGGUUUAGAACAUGAUCUCAACACACUCACACACACACUCUUCAUCACUGUGCUGUCAGUUCUUUAGCCUGAUCUCCUUCCUGGUCCAGCCUUCUGUUUUCCUGUGGGAGGAGCAGCCGCACUGUUUAGCCUCGGUCGCCUCGGUCACGUCCCGAGCCCUGUGGUCCUGUCUGGCUGCUCCAAGCUCCACUGCUGCUAAUUCUCUCUCCAUGGGCUCCUCUGGGCCCGGUCGAUUGGACCUUCUCUCUUUUUCUCUCUCUCUCGCCUUUGAUUUUUUAUUUAUUUGUAAUUUUUUACGCAAAAAAAGAUCUGCAAAAUAAAUCUAUGAAAAUGUAUAACUGAUUUUAGAAGGUGCAAAAAUUGAAUUCUAAACUCGUGUAAGCACAUGAACUGAAUGUGGGAAGUGACGGCACGAAAUAUGAUGUGUUGAUUAAAGAUUAAUGCUAAAAAAAACAAACAAAAAAAACAAUGUAUGUAUAUAUGGAAAAGUAUCAAAAACACUGUUCUCCUACUAAAUGAAUACUCCAGGAUAUUCUAGCACGCUGCAGUCUACUGAGCUCUCUCUGAUCUGCCUGUGCCAGCGAGUAAAAUAUCACAGAGAAUCAAUUUAGUAAAUUUCUCUUGAAUUUUAAGUGCAAAUUUUUACAGUACCAGUCAAAAAAAAACUUUAAUGAUUUUUUUUCCUUUAUUUAAAUUGUUUUCCUUCUUAAAAUUGAAGACAUCAAAAGAAAUGUAAAAUUCUGUAGAAAACAAGAUUGUUUUUUUGUUUUUUUUUUACUGUAGAUUAUUCAUAUUAGCAGCUUUAGAUUGACUUCCUCUCAGUCGUCAAGCUUCAUGAGCUAGAACCUGCAAUGGUUCUCCAACCAUUUGUUUUUUUUGCUGCUUUUCAUUCAUUCUGCACUCCUUCUCACCCAGAACCAGCUCCAUCUCCACUUUUUACUGUUUAUUACAUAAUUCCAUAUGCCUUCUUACAUAGGUGGCUUUAGUAUUAAUCUACAAUGUAAAAUAGAAUUAAAACAAAGAAAUACAUUAAUUAACAUUGAAUGAGAAAGCGGUGUGUCCACACUUUUGACUGGUACUGUUUAUAGUUCCCGCUGCAGGACGUGCUGGAGUAUUUCUUUACUGGUGUAAACUGGUGCAGAAUUACAGGUUUGUAUCGUCAAAUGGAGACGAUAUUGGACGCCAAUACAUCAGCAUUUUUUUAUUUUUUUUUAAUCGAUGACUAGCUGUUCUGUUAAUCCGGUUCUUGUCCCGGUUCCUCGCCUCACCAUCUGCCUUUCUCUCUGUUUUAAGUGCCUCUUUGGUUCUUUGGUCCCCACAGUGUGAGGGGCGUCGCCCAGCCUUUUCGCCACCUUUUUUUCUCCACCCAUUAAGCCGUUAAACUUCCACCUCUGCCUUAUGCUGUACAUCCCCAUGGCCUGGAGCGGUCAGCGAUUGCGGUCAGUCACACGGAUUCUCCGGUGCUUCUUGCUGAAAGCAGCUGCAGUCCAAGGGCUGGUUUAUUUAGACUCAAACUAAACCUGAAUCCAGCAGUAAGUCUGUCAUUCUGAGACUAGUCUUGGUUCUCAUACGCGAAUCCAUUCACAUCCAGGUCCAGCCUCAUCAUCCAGGAACGCUGUGUUGUUUUACUGCACCAUAAUCCCACCCUAAAUCCAAUGGAGUUCUGCCCAGAGUUUCUCCUUGAUGAAGGUCCUGUGUUUUCUUCAGCCUUUUUAUUAGGUAAAGAUUUCUAGGAUACACAUAGAUUUGGGAUCUGACGAACCAAAUAAAAAAAAAAGUCCACAUUUAACACCAAUGCUGACAGAUCCCUGUAAGCUCCUCCCACUGAAAAGUCGUUGUGCACUCUCUGUAACGCUAUGUUCUCUUGGUUGUGUGUUUUUCUGGUGAAAGUAGAAACUACUGAAUAUUUUACAAACUUCCCUGUGUGCUACAUGGGUUACUGGAGGCUUCUACUAGAGGCCUCCACUCGCCACAGUGGAGACGACACCUCAUAUAGAUAGAUGCAGGUAGUUUUCUCUGCUGCCCCCUAGAGUUUCUGAGGACACCACAACCAACGCGGGAAAUAAGAGGCAGCCAUACAAUUUCUCUAGUCUAUCAUUUAACGACAAAAAGUUACAAAAAUGUGUAUUUUAGCAUAAAUGUUUGUCAGAACUAGCAUCUAGCAGCCAGUUGACUUAAUAACUAUAAUUAAUAAAUGUUCUUCAGGUUGGCAGGGUUUUGGUCCUGGUCAUUUGGUUCAGAGUUCUGAGAAUCGUGUGGAAGUUAUCGCCCAUGGUAAUGAACGGUAAAGGACAGUAAUGGUUGGUAAUGAACGGUACAGUGCUGGUUAGUUUGGAAACUAUGUGAAUGUUCCUCUAAACGUCUGUUUAACGAUCUUCCUGUAUCUUGGUUAUGAACUUGUGGAUUAGUUUUAGCGAGUCGAGUUCAGCUAUGCAGUACCGGGUCCUGUCCGAUCGCGGCCCGCCUCUUAUUGAAUGUUCUUCUCGUCGGUCGGCCCAGUCGGAUUUAUUGGACUCAUUUCUCUACCUCCUUUAGAGAAUAGGCUCUAAUUACUGAUUUAAUAACUGUGCACAUAGAUGCUGGAUUUAGUCGGACAGUGACGGGGACUGAUUUAGAUUUUAAAAAUAAUAAUUAAUAAAAAAAAAUUAUAAAAAUUAAGAUCAAAGUGGCACAAAUUGUUGGAUGAUCAGUUUGUACUUUUUAACUCGUAGCGUAGCCGUGUUUUUUCCAUCUCAGAAGUGUAUGAAUAUUUAUAAUGAUCUACUGUGAGUGACGCGGCUGCACUUCAGGACUUUCUAACGCGUCCGGGGCUGUUUUGUUCCUUUUUUUUUUUUUUUUUUUUUUUUUUUCUCUCUCUUGUGAGUGGGUAAAUAAAGGCCUGUCCACUGCAGUUUCGGCCCGUUCCGGUCCUGUCUGUUUCCUGCUGGUCCGGUCUCUGCCGGUCCUGUUGAAGGAGGACGUGGACGGCCACUGUAGAAGAAAAGCCCACUUCCAGCACAUGUACAUAUUAUAAAUAUUUGUUAACUAAAUUUGAUCUUAAAAUUGUAAAUAAAGCUCAUCAUUUCUCAAUCAAA